CGUCGGAUGUAUAGGCAAACAGACUGUUGCAGAAAAGAAAGGGACGAAACGCGUCUGGUGGCGGGAUGGCGUAGCCAAGAGAGUGGGCGGCUCAGUAGUCCAUCGUUGGCAGAGCUGGUGUCUGUGUCGCGUAGCCUCUGUGUCAUGACUCUUUCCAUAUAAGUGUUUGGCACCCGUUUUCCCGCCCUGAUUUGCAAACACAUACUGCCACACACACCUCCCAUAAUACUCCCUCCCCUCAUCCAGCAUCGGUCAACAACGCCAUAUUCCCUCGUUUAUGCAACGGUCGUCUUGUUGCAGAAUCAUGGCGGACCAACAACCGAUGCCCAUCGCCAUCGUGGGCAUGUCCUGCCGUCUGCCGGGGGAUGUGUCCACGCCCGGAGAGUUCUACCGUAUGCUCUGUCGCAAGAGAAGCGGCUGGUCCAAGGUUCCCAAGGACCGCUUCACCGCCGAGGCGUAUCAUCACCCAAACCCCGACAAGAAGGGCUGCUUCAACUCCCAGGGCGGCUACUUCAUCAAGGAUGACAUCUCUAUGUUUGAUGCUGGAUUUUUUGACAUCACAAAGAAGGAGGCCGAGUCUAUGGAUCCUGCACAACGACUGCUACUCGAAACAGCAUACGAAGCAUUCGAGAACGGUGGCUUUCCCAAAGAGCACAUCUCGGGAAAAAGGGUAGGCGUCUUUGUUGGAGCCAACUAUACCGAGCACCGAGUCGGUAAUCUUCGAGAUCUUGAUCAUAUACCAAACUUCGACGCUACAGGAAACCAGGGCGCCUUCUUGGCGGGCCGGCUAGCCUAUUACUUCAACCUUCGAGGCCCAGCGUUCACCGUCGACACGGCAUGCUCGUCGUCCUUACACGCCCUGCAUUUGGCGGUGCAGUCGAUCAGGGCAGGCGAGUCCGAAUCAGCCAUCGUUGGGGCCUCGCACCUCAUUACACAUCCCGAUAUCUGGGUGUCGAUGGCAAAACUCCGCCUUUUUUCCGACGUGGGCAAAACAUAUGCGUUCGAUGACCGAGCAAAGUCAGGAUAUGCUCGUGGUGAAGGUGCAGGUUGCCUUAUUCUCAAACCCUUGGCCCAAGCUCAAGCAGACAACGACCACAUCUUCAGCGUCAUCACACAUUCUGGCAUCAGCCACAACGGCCGGACAGUUGGUAUUGUUGCCCCGUCGCCAGAGGAGCAGGAACGCUUGCUCCGAGACGUGUUUGCCGAGGCCAAGAUUGAUCCCAAGGAUGUCGGCUUCUUCGAGGCUCAUGGCACUGGGACAAAGAAGGGGGACCCAAUCGAGGCGACCGCCAUCUACAGGGCAGUGGGAAGACACUUUACCGCUGACCAGCCCCUUUAUAUUGGCUCCGCAAAGCCCAACGUCGGCCAUUUAGAGGGUGUGUCUGGCAUCGUCUCAGUCAUCAAAUCGGUGCUGAUGCUGUACUAUGGCUUCAUCUUGCCCAACACCGAGUUUGAAACGCUCAAUCCGGCCAUCCCUCUUGACAAGUGGAACAUGCGAGUGGCCACGGACCAGAAGCCAUGGCCCAGUAAGAGAAAGUACGCAUGUGUCAACAACUUUGGCUUCUCCGGUUCCAACUCGAUGUGUGUGCUCAGCGCAGCACCCAUCACGCGCGAGAUCGAGCUGGGCAAGGACGCUGGCUACACACCUCAGCGGCUCUUCGUCCUGUCAGCCAACGACGAGACAGCCCUUCGCAACAGCAUGAAGGAGCUGGGAAUCUGGCUCGAACAGCACGCCGAGCUGUACCAGACGACAAUGCCACGUAAUUUGGCCUAUACGCUCUGCCAACGCCGGUCUCAUCUGCCAUGGCGUGUGGCCGUUGUUGCCGGCAUGUGCUCGGCCGUCGCCGGCUCGCUCAACUCUCAUGAGAUGGUGCCUGCCCGCGCCUCGAGUGAAACGCCCAAGCUGGCAUUUGUCUUCACAGGACAAGGUGCCCAGUGGCACGCCAUGGGCCGUGAGCUCAUCACAACCCAUCCCGUCUUCAAAGGCGCCAUCAUGCGGGCAGACAAGACGUUGCGGGAUAUUGGGGCCGACUUCUCCAUCCACGAGGAGUUGACUCGCGACAAGAAGAGCACCAAAGUCGGCAUGGCUCACAUCUCACAACCCAUUUGCUCGGCCGUACAGCUCGCCUUGAUUGACCUCCUGGAGUCAUUCGGGAUCCGUCCAACAGCGGUGACAGGUCACUCAUCAGGAGAGAUCGGUGCCGCGUACGCGGCCGGCGCGCUGGACUUUGAGUCGGCCAUGGCCGCUGCCUACUACAGAGGACAGGUCAUCAUCGAGCUCAAGGAGACCCACACCCAGCUCAAGGGCAGCAUGAUGGCCGUGGGUUCCGGUGCCGACGAGCUCGCCCCCAUGCUCAAGGCUCUCAACCAGGAGGGUGGCCCACAGGCCGUCGUUGCAUGCGAGAACUCUCCGUCCUCAACAACCUUGUCCGGUGAUGAGGAAGCUAUUGAUCGUGUGGGCAAGAUGUUCCAAGACAAGGGGGUCUUCAACCGCAAGCUGUUUGUCGACGUGGCCUAUCACUCUCCACACAUGAAGCUGAUUGCCGAGUCCUAUCUGGCCAAGAUUUCCCACAUCCAAGUGCCCGACAAUGUAUCAUCAUCCAACGUCGAGUUUUAUUCUUCGCUCCGUGGCCGCAGAAUUGACCUGCAUGAACUCGGCCCAGAGUACUGGGUUGACAACCUCACACAGGCCGUGCGCUUUUCCACAUCUCUUCAGCGCCUGUGCAGCGAGCACAAGCCCGACAUCCUUUUGGAGGUGGGACCUCACGCCGCUCUGAAAGGGCCCAUCAUGCAAAUCUUGAAAAAGGUUGGCGCUGCUGCCACCAAGAUCAGCUACAUCCCCACCCUCGUGCGCGAUCAAGAUGCCACCACGACCUGCCUCGAGGCAGCCGGCCAGCUGUUCGUCCGCGGCUAUCCCCUCGACUUCUUCAACAUCAAUCACAAGCGCCAGGAGAAUGAGCACCCAGACCUGGUGCCCAUGCUGUACACGUACCCAUGGUCGAAGCAAAAGUACUGGUAUGAGUCGCGCCUCAGCCGGCAACAUCGGAUCAAGCCAUUUGCCCGCAAUGACUUGAUUGGUAUCCUGGCUGACUGGUCAAGCGAGCUUGAGCCGACUUGGCGCAACGUCGUGCGUACCGAGGACUUGCCCUGGUUGAAGGAGUAUGAAGUUCAAGGUCGCCACGUAUAUCCGGCGUCAGCGUUUGUGUCCAUGGUGGUCGAGGCCGCGGCCCAACAAGCGAAUCUCACAGGGGCUGAUGUUGAAAAGUUUGAUCUGAGAAACCUGAAGAUCAAGGAGCAUCUCUUCGUCGAGGACGGCAAGGAGUUUGAGGUACUCCUCAACUUCCGAGCCUUGGACGGCGAGAAGGGCCACGAGUUCCGCAUCACUUCUUACGAGGACAGUCGUGGAUGGCUGGAGCAUUGCAGCGGCACUGUGGUGAUGGAUGCCGCUUCAAGGCGCCGUGCAGCUCCCAGAGAUGCGUCUGUGCCCGGCGCCAGGACCGAGGCCAUGAAGAAGCUCAUCUCGGAAGCCGACAGCUCCUCGGCCUGCUCAUCGGCUGGAUCCUCGCCUCCUUCAUCAGCUACUUCCGACGCCGGCCAUGGCAGCCACACCCCUGCAACGCCCACGCAGGACUGCAGUGAUCAGGUCUGCAAUACGUCUAGGAAGCUCAACGCGUUGGCGGGUGGUGGUGCCGAGAUCUAUGAGUCCCUGUCGGCGCUCGGCAUGGGGUUCCCCAAAUCUUUCAAGUCUGUUGUCGAUGUAAGCAUCAACAGGACCAAGAUCGUGGCCAACUGUUGCACCCGUGAUACCGCCGCGGAUAUGCCCAUGGACUUUGAGACGCCCUUCCAGAUUCAUCCCUCGGUCUUGGACGCUAUGCUGCAGGUGCCACUGCUCAACCUAAAGUCGACAGAGGACGGCAUACCCACAGCCCAUCUUCCCGUCGCCAUCCGUCAUGUCACUGUCCGCACGCCCUGGAAGAAGAGGGCCAACGACACGUUCUGCAUUCACUGCAACCUGGAGCCAAAGACGGCGACAUUCAUGGUGGAGGUCUUCAGUGGCGCCAGCUCGGGAGCUGCUGCUAUUUCCAUGUCAGGUCUCGUGAUGAAGGCGGUCAGGACUGGCCAGAAAGACACUAAAGCGCCCAGGGAGUUGUGUUUCCAGUAUAAAUGGCAGCCGUUUGCUCAAGCCAAGUGCAAGGGGCAUUCAAGCGACGAAAAGACGAAGAAAAGGUCUGACUCCGACAUCGUCAUCGUAACAGAAGAGGAGAAUGACCCCUUAGUUUCGGCACUGUGCCACGCCAUCGAGGCCAGUACCGGGCUGUCUCCCAGAGUUUCUUCCAUGGACAGCCUGUCCGACUUUGGCUCAAAGUUCCUGGUUCUCUCAGACCUGAAGGGCCCCGUGCUGCCCAAUCUCUUAGCCUCGCGUCUCGAGCAGAUCAAGUCACUUCUGACCAUCUCGCCUGGACUUAUCUGGAUCACCCGUGGCGCAACACGAUUCCCCACGAACCCCGAAGCCAACAUGGCGCUGGGUCUCAUUCGUACGGCGCGUUCGGAGAGGAGCGCCGUGGCUUCCAGCUUGGAUCUGGAUCCCAAGAGCAAGCUCUCCGCUGAUGAGCAAGCCAGCCUCAUCUUCGAAGCACUGAGGGAAUCUGUCCUGUCGGAAGAGGAGGGAGAGAAGGAAAUGGAGUUUGCGGAAGAGCAGGGCCAGCUCGUCGUUCCACGCAUCAAGGUCGACGAGAAGCUCAACCUGGACGUGCACCGCAGCCUCGGCCCUUCAGCCUCCUACCUCCAAAACUUCCACCAACCCGGCCGCCAAUUACGCCUGGCACCGCAUAGCUCCGAGUCCUUUGAUGAUAUGUACUUUGAGGAUUGCCCAGAGACAGCCUUGGGCGAGGACGAGAUCGAGAUUGCUGUGGUUGCCUCGGCGCUUAGCAAGGACGAUGCCGACAAAGCUGAGACUCACGAUGCCGAAUCCAAGAUUGUGCGCAGCUGCAGUGGCACCAUCACGCGCCUCGGAACGGGCGUGAGGAACUUUGCGCAAGGAACCAGGGUGUGCGCGCUGGCAUUGGGCCCUUUUGGCACACAUGCCCGAGCAAGAACAUCAAGCGCUGUCGCCAUCCCGGCUGGCCUCAGCAUGGAAAACGCGGCCAUCAUCCCUGCUGCUUACGCUGCUGCCCAUUAUGCCUUGGUAGAUCUCGCCAAGCUUCAUCCGAGCGAGAGAAUCCUGAUCCAGCUGGCAGGCCCGGCGGGUCUUGCUGCCGUCGAAGUGGCCCGCCAUUUGGGAGCGUCGGCCUACGUCUUGGUUCAAAACGAUGACGAGGCCGCGACAGCAAAGAGGGCAGGUGUCCCGAGGGAGCGUGUGUUGAAUGCUCACAGCAUUCAUCUCCGUCGGCAGCUGGAGGAGGCGACGAUGGGUGAAGGCAUGGACGUUGUCCUGACACUAUCCGGCAACGAGACCAAUGUUGCUUGGGAAUGCCUUACUGACUUUGGACGCUUUGUUGAGAUCCGAACGUCAGCCAUCCAUGCCAAUACGAGGCCAGGGCUUGGGGACAACGCUACCUUCACCUCGCUCAACAUGGCAAGCGUGGCAGCUGCCAGACCAAAGGCAAUGGAACGUACUCUCAAGGCGGUUGUCGACAACAUUGCCAGUGGUGUGAUCAAAGCGCCUUCGGAUGCCACCAUUCUUCCCGUCUCAGAACUCUCGAGGGGCAUGGAGAUGGUGCACAAUCGCGCGGCGCACCCCGUCGUCGUGGUUGCCGGACCCAAGGAACAGGUCAAGGCCAUGCACCAGAUAUCCAAGACCAUCUUCCGCAGGGACGGCACCCACGUCAUCGUAGGUGGUACUGGCGGUCUGGGCCGCUCCAUGGCCAAAUUCAUGAUCCAGCAUGGCGCUCGCAGCAUAGUGCUGCUAUCGCGCAGUGGGAUUGGCAAGGAGAUGGUUGAUCAGCUCCAGAAAGAGGCCAACUGCCCUGAUGCGCGUGUGUUGGUGAAGAAGUGCGACGCCAGUGACGAACAGCAAGUGAAACAGCUUGUGGCCGAGUGCUCCAAAACCCUCCCUCCCAUCUGCGGUGUCAUUCAUGCAGCAAUGGUCCUUCGUGAUGUGUUGCUGGAGGGCAUGACACACGAAGACUACACUCAGGUCAUCCGGCCAAAGGUAGCAGGAACCUGGAACAUCCACAAUGUGCUCCAGUCGCAGUCCAUUUCCCUCGACUACUUUGUCGUUCUCUCAUCAGCGUCUGGCAUUCUUGGAUCUCGUGGCCAGGGCGCUUACGCCGCGGCCAACACCUUUCUCGACGCGUUUGUGCAGCACAGACAACUCAACGGUCUGCCUGGCACCUCGCUCGAUCUGACAGCCGUCACGGGCGCAGGAUACCUUGCCGAGAAUGCGGAGCGCAGCGAGGACAUCAUCCGCAACUUUGGACAUGAGACGGUCUCAGAGGAGGAGGUCCUUGCCCUGCUUUCGGCUGCGGUCCGAGGAGAAUGCCCGGCGCAAUGCCUGACUGGUCUCAAGCUGCACCUCGGCGCUGAUGGCGGUUGGCCCUACUAUGCUUCGGAUCCGCGCUUCACUGAGCUCAAGGCCGAAUGUCUUGCGGCCGCCGAGCGUGAGGGCUUGAUGCCGAAGCAGACCAUUUCCCCAGGAAAUGUAUUCCGUGCAGCCAGCAGUGACGAAGAGGCGGCCAACAUCGCCGGCCAAGGUAUCCUACAGAAGCUGUCGGAAGUGCUGACGGUUGACAUUCAAGAUCUCGACGUGGCGAGGAACAUCACCAGCUACGGAUUGGACUCACUGACUGCCAUUGAAUUGCGAAACUGGAUCGCCAAGGAGUUCCGAGCCAACUUGCAGAUCUUGGAGUUGUUGAGCAGCGGGACCAUCAACGACCUUGCUGCGCUGACUGUUCAAAAGACGAGGACGGCGUGA
Molecule: messenger RNA, 6913 nt
Organism: Podospora pseudocomata
Lineage: Eukaryota; Fungi; Ascomycota; Sordariomycetes; Sordariales; Podosporaceae
Product: Type I Iterative PKS
Exons: 3
Coding region: 278-6913 (2211 amino acids)
Biological process (GO): secondary metabolite biosynthetic process; fatty acid biosynthetic process
Molecular function (GO): 3-oxoacyl-[acyl-carrier-protein] synthase activity; phosphopantetheine binding; oxidoreductase activity
Source: RefSeq, a predicted model, not a curated record